Salvia hispanica is the source of this 1109-nucleotide messenger RNA. Its product is annotated as tetraspanin-2-like. Gene Ontology annotation, cellular component: membrane. The record is from RefSeq and is a predicted model, not a curated record. Lineage: Eukaryota; Viridiplantae; Streptophyta; Magnoliopsida; Lamiales; Lamiaceae. Gene Ontology annotation, biological process: auxin-activated signaling pathway.
UUGUUUCCGAGUAAUAAAAGUAGUAGUAGUAGUACUAGAAAUGAGUGUAACUGCAAAUAUUCUGUUAUCACUCAGAGGAUACCUCUAUUUCUAUUUCCAUUUCCAUUUCCCUUUCCCAAAGCAUAUCCAGACGCAAUCAUGGCUGUUAGCAAUAGCAUCACGGCAAUCCUGAACUUCGUGGCGAUGAUGUGCUCCUUCCCCAUCAUCGCCGCGGGCGUCUGGCUGGCGUCGCGCGCGGACAACGAGUGCCUCCUCUGGCUCCGUUGGCCGCUCGUCUUCCUCGGCUUCGCCUUCCUUAUCGUCUCCGCCGCAGGAUUCGUGGGCGCCUACUGGAAGAAGGAGGGCCUCCUAGCCGUCUACCUCGUCGCCAUGUUCAUCCUCAUCGUCGUGCUCCUCGUCAUCCUCGUCCUCGCCUUCGUCGUCACGCGCCCGGCGGGUGGGGCCGGGUUCAAGGAGUACAGGCUGGAGGGGUUCUCGUCGUGGCUGAGGGAUCAUGUUACGGGCGUUGGUAGUUGGGGGAAGAUAAGGGCGUGUUUGGCUGCUUCUCAGAUUUGUCCUAAGCUGGCUCACAAGUUUGUCUCUGCUCCUCAUUUCUUUGCUGCUCAUCUUUCUCCAAUUCAGUCAGGAUGCUGCAAGCCUCCAUUGAUGUGUGGGUUGCAAUACUCGAACCCAACGACAUGGUUGGGGGAGUCGAACAUGGGAGGAGGGUCCGACUGCGGGUUGUGGAGCAACGAUCCAAGCCAGCUAUGCUACAAUUGCGAUUCAUGUAAGGCUGGUGUGCUGGGAAACCUAAGAGAGGAAUGGAGGAAAGCAAACAUAAUUCUGAUAAUCACACUAGUGCUCCUAAUUUGGGUGUACCUCAUCGCUUGCAGCGCAUACAGGAAUGCUCAAACCGAACAGCUCUUCCGCAGAUACAAACAGGGUUGGGUUUGAAUUUGAUCAUAUCUACUGCACUACAAUAGUUUGUAUCAAAGAAUAAAGGGAGCUAGCUAGGUUCCACCACACCACAUGCAAUAUCCAUCUUUCCUCCUUUUAGUUAUCAUUUCAAAAAGACUCAAGCUAGAGAUUCUGUCUCAGCUCUUUAUCUUAUCUACUUCUAGCUUUUUCGA